Messenger RNA from Penicillium diatomitis, 1830 nucleotides. Its product is annotated as polynucleotide adenylyltransferase. NCBI's taxonomy places the organism in Eukaryota, Fungi, Ascomycota, Eurotiomycetes, Eurotiales, Aspergillaceae. The record is from RefSeq and is a predicted model, not a curated record. The transcript has 8 exons. Gene Ontology annotation, molecular function: RNA binding; poly(A) RNA polymerase activity. Bases 1 to 1830 code for a protein of 609 amino acids. Gene Ontology annotation, cellular component: nucleus.
AUGGCAGCGACUGGAAGACGGCAAUGGGGUGUCACGCCUCCAAUUUCCGCAGCUCUCCCUACUCAGGAAGAGCUAGCAGCUAAUGACGACCUCAUCGCGGAGCUCAAGGCGCAAAACAACUUUGAGCCGCCUGCUGACUCCGAACGCAGAAUUCAAAUGCUUCAACUCUUGCAAAAAGUGGCUCUCGAAUUCGUCAAAAUUGUAUCGCGAAAGAAAGGCCUGUCACCCGCGGCAGUUGAGGCCUCGGGAGGCAAGAUCUUCACAUUUGGCGGCUACCGACUUGGCGUCUAUGGACCAGGAUCCGAUAUCGAUACCCUCAUCGUUGGCCCAAAGCACGUCAACAGCGAGGACUUUUUUGCGGACUUUCCUCCUCUUCUCUACCAAAUGGCGCCCGAAGGAGUCGUUGAGAAGAUGACACCAGUGCCGGAUGCAUUUGUACCGAUUAUAAAGAUGGAGCUCGCCGGCGUCAGCAUCGAUCUUCUCUUCGCCCGCCUGGUCAUCCCUUCAGUACCGAUGAAUCUCGAUCUUAAGAAUAACGAUUAUCUUCGAGGCUUGGACGAGAAAGAGGUACGGUCUCUGAACGGGACACGCGUGGCAGACGAAAUUCUGGAGCUGGUUCCUCAACAGAAGACAUUCCGAAUUGCGCUUCGUGCAAUCAAGCUCUGGGCCCAGCGUCGCGCCAUCUACGCGAAUAUCGUUGGUUUCCCGGGAGGUAUUGCAUGGGCAAUGUUGGUUGCCCGAGUUUGCCAACUGUACCCAGCUGCCACCGGGUCCGUCAUCGUGGGCAAGUUCUUUAGGAUCAUGAACAAGUGGGCGUGGCCUCAGCCUGUUCUUCUCAAGCAAAUUGAAGAAGGUCCACUGCAGAUCAAAGUCUGGAAUCCCAAGCUUUAUCACGGUGACAGGUUCCAUUUGAUGCCCAUCAUUACACCGGCUUAUCCCUCCAUGUGCGCCACCCACAACAUCUCAAUGUCCACGAAGACUGUGAUAUUACGUGAACUUCAGAGAGGUGGAGAUGUUGUUGAUAAGAUCUUUGCUAAGCAACUCUCAUGGAGCGAUCUUUUCACCCGGCAUACGUUCUUUACAAAUGACUACAAGUAUUACCUCAGCAUCACGGCCUCAAGCAAGACGAAGGAGGACGAGGCUGUCUGGUCUGGCCUUGUAGAAUCCAAGCUCCGUCAUCUUGUCGGAGCUCUCGAUCGCAAGCCUGUCAUUGCUGUCGCGCACCCCUUCCCGAAAGGAUUUGAAAGGGUUCAUCACGUCACAAACGCCGAGGAGCUGGAAGAGGUCAAGAACGGGUUCACCAAGUAUCAAGCAAAGGGAACCAAAACAGAAACCACGGACGAGAUUAAAGAUCCCGCCCAUCAAGCUGCGGCGCAAAACGGAAUGGAAAACGCUGCAGUGUUACCGCCAGCAGAAACACCAGAUCAGCCCGAGUCCAAGGCAGAAGGCACAACUCAGACUGUGUAUACCACUACAUACUAUAUUGGCUUGGAAUUGAAACCGUUGGAACCUGGUGCGUCCCGCUCUCUGGACAUAUCCACCGAUUCGCAAAUUUUCAAAGCAACGUGCACGUCGUGGUCAGGUUACAUCCCUGACAUCCAUGAUCUGGCCGUUACGCACGUUCGCAGCUUCGAACUCCCUGACGACGUGUUCCAACCUGGCGAGACACGGCCCACACGGCCAAAGAAAAGAGUGAUCAAAAAGUCAGAAGCAGCUGGUCAGAAGCGUCGGCUUGGCGAGAUGCACGAUUCCUCACUGGAUGUUUCCCAAGGAGCACCAAAGCGACAAAUCACGCCGAGCAGCUUUUCCAACUACGCUGCGCCUGCGUAA